Molecule: messenger RNA, 2590 nt
Organism: Sinocyclocheilus anshuiensis
Lineage: Eukaryota; Metazoa; Chordata; Actinopteri; Cypriniformes; Cyprinidae
Product: GPI-anchor transamidase-like
Exons: 10
Coding region: 55-1092 (345 amino acids)
Biological process (GO): attachment of GPI anchor to protein; proteolysis
Cellular component (GO): GPI-anchor transamidase complex
Molecular function (GO): GPI-anchor transamidase activity
Source: RefSeq, a predicted model, not a curated record
CUUCCUGGUUGCAGAUGCAAAUCUAGCCUGUCACUAAACCGGUGACGAACCAAAAUGGAUUAUUACAAUUUACUGACAACAUGUGCAUUUAUUCAUUUGCUUGUUUUCAUGCCAUAUGCAUACAGUAAUUAUCUUGAGAACAAAGCUGGGCAGUUUUUUAGCAGUGGUCAUACCAACAACUGGGCAGUCCUGGUCUGCACAUCUAGAUUCUGGUUUAAUUAUCGGCAUGUGGCAAACACACUGUCAGUAUACAGAAGUGUAAAGAGACUGGGCAUUCCAGACAGUCACAUUGUGCUGAUGCUAGCCGAUGAUAUGGCCUGUAACUAUAGAAACCCCAAACCAGCCACUGUGUUCAGUCAUAAGAACAUGGAGCUUAACGUGUAUGGAGAUGAUGUGGAGGUGGAUUACCGUGGAUAUGAGGUCACAGUGGAGAAUUUCCUGCGAGUCCUGACAGGGCGUCUCCCGCCCAGCACCCCUCGAUCCAAACGUCUGCUUUCCGAUGACCGCAGCAACAUUCUCAUCUACCUGACAGGUCAUGGCGGAAACGGCUUCCUGAAGUUCCAGGACUCUGAGGAGAUCAGCAACAUGGAGCUGGCUGAUGCCUUUGAGCAGAUGUGGCAAAAGAGGAGGUACAACGAGUUGUUGUUCAUCAUAGACACGUGCCAGGGGGCCUCCAUGUAUGAGAGGUUUUACUCGCCCAACCUCAUGGCCCUGGCCAGCAGCCAAGUGGGAGAGGACUCGCUCUCACAUCAGCCAGACUUGGCAAUAGGGGUCCAUUUGAUGGACAAGUACACCUUCUACUUACUGGAGUUCCUGGAGGAAGUCCACCCUGCUAGCCAGGCCAACAUGAACGAUUUGUUUAAGGUGUGCCCACAGAGUCAGUGUGUGUCCACUCCGGGUCACCGUACUGACCUGUUCCAGAGGAAUCCCGGGAGCGUCCUCAUCACUGACUUUUUUGGAAGUGUCCGCAAAGUGGAGAUCACCAAGGACACUAUCAAUCUGACAUCCUCUGUAAAGCCGCCGAUACAGAGAACCCCAAGCAGAAAGACUGGCACCCUCCUGAUGGCUUUAUUCUGGGGCUCUGGACUCUGAUCUUGCUGGUGUUCUUCCAGACCUAUGGCAUCAAACAUCUCAAACACAUCUUCUGACUCCUCCCUCCCAGCACCGCAGAGGUCAAAGAACACACCGCUUUCAUAAAAGAGUCCACCCUAACUUUGUUCAUGAUUGAUUUGGUCAGGAAUAGGUUUUUAUUUAUUAUUUGAUGCAAGUUUGUUUUCUUUGGGUUUUGCUGUGUAUCGUUAUUUUUUAAAGUGACAUGCACUGACUUCUUACGUUCAAACAUUGUUGUUUGGAGCUCAGUAAACCCAUUUGAAUUUCACACAGGGACUUUCUUUUGAACUAAACACACACAUACAGCUUGCAGGGAGAAGCAUACUUCUUGUUUGUUGGUUUGUUUGUUAGUUUUUUAUUUGUUUGUUUCCAUUUAUAGUUUCAUCUCUUCAACAAUUAUUUUUUAACAUUCAUAAAUGCACAUGUGGAAUUGUAACUUGUAACUCCUCCCAGAUUUCUUCAUUUGUUCUUAGUGGGAUGAGAUGUGUUUUUUUAAACAUAUAAUCUAAAUCUGUAAAUGCAAUUGCUGAUCUGUUGUUUCAAUUGCACUUUAUAAUUUGCAUUCUUAUUAUUUAAUGGUUAUUUAAAGUGGUAAAUGAUACUACUUUUCAGGGUAAUGUAUGGGUCAUAUUUUACCAUGAAAUUGAGAAAAUGAGUAAAAACUUUAGCAUAAAGCUUAUUUUAGGAUCAUUGAUUUUUUUCUUCAUUAUCAUAAUGAAAAGAAACAUCUCACUGUAAUACAGUGAUGCUUUUUAUUAAAUCAGCAUACAUCAAAUUUAGUACAACAUGAUGUGUAAUCACUACUGUUCCUAAUUUAAAUAAUAUAACAUUUGUUUUCCAAUUAGCAAUGAGAAUGAAAUUGUUUUUCCACACAUAUUAAGCUGCUGGCAACUGACUGACAAGAAGAGGGUUGAAAAUGUCAUGAAAUUAGUAAAAAAUAUUUCAUUUAUCUUAAAAUAGGAAAAUAUAAUUGAUUUGUUUUUUGGUUGGUUGUUUUUUUUUUAUGACCUAUACAUUUUCAUGAGAUCAUCCAGCAAUAAAUGUAAGGAAUUAAUGGACAACAAACAACAUUUCCAUGUACAGCAACCAAACGGCUCCAUUUGCCUGUGGCAGUGUCCUGUAUCUGUCCAUUAGCAUCUCUGCUGCACUUGAACUGUUACGAAUGUGCUCUAAAAGGGGUCGCCUGAAUUCACCCCCAGCUACACAGCAAGUGGGAAUGAGAGAUUGACAAAUUGGACUGUUUAAUUCAGUUUUUUUUUCUGUCUGUCUAAUGCAUCAUUAACUGUUGGUAACUAAGGAUUGUUUAGGAGAGCAGAGCUCAUAUUAAAAUAUUCACUGGCACUCACAUUAUGUGAGGAAACGCAUUAUGAGAAUUUCUACAGUGCCAUUUUGUCUUUUUCCCGUUUAUGUUCUCUAGGAUUUUGCUGUAUGUUUUUUAUUAUAAAACUGGCUAAAGUUGAUAUUUUGAAUAAAGUCUACA